This is a messenger RNA of Cydia fagiglandana, 1624 nucleotides long. RefSeq names its product beta-1,4-galactosyltransferase 7 (gene beta4GalT7). Gene Ontology annotation, molecular function: xylosylprotein 4-beta-galactosyltransferase activity. NCBI's taxonomy places the organism in Eukaryota, Metazoa, Arthropoda, Insecta, Lepidoptera, Tortricidae. The transcript is spliced from 3 exons. Gene Ontology annotation, biological process: proteoglycan biosynthetic process; carbohydrate metabolic process. Gene Ontology annotation, cellular component: Golgi apparatus. Bases 137 to 1039 code for a protein of 300 amino acids. The record is from RefSeq and is a predicted model, not a curated record.
UACCAAUGACUGUAUGCAUUGUGGGAAUUCUCUCGUAUUUUUAGUUAUUUUUAAAUGAAAUAGUUGUUUGUUUUUCAUAAUUAUGCUUCGUAGCUCGUAAUUCUAUCUGCUAGUCAAUAUCCAAAUUUAUUUCUUAAUGGGUUAUCGUAUGUGCGGCUCCAAAUGUCUCUUUAUGUGUUUGGGACUAACUUGUAUCGUAGGUUGCUAUUUAGCGUUACUUCCUAUAGAAAACGAGAAGCUGCCAUCACCUAAACCAGUUCAAAAACAUAUCUUAAAAUUGUCUCAAAAGGAGCGAUUAGCAGUAAUAGUACCAUUUAGAGAUCGAUUUGAAGAGCUCCUAGAGUUCGUUCCGCAUAUGCACGACUUUUUAAACAGGCAAGGGAUCCCGUUCCACAUAUUUGUGAUCCAGCAGAAGGAUAACAACCGUUUCAACCGAGCUUCCUUAAUCAAUGUGGGUUUUUUACAUACGAAGAAAGACUUUGACUAUAUAGCGAUGCAUGACGUGGAUUUAUUACCUAUGAAUGAUGAUUUGAAGUAUACAUAUCCAGCUGCAAAUCCUGUUCACAUAUCGUCACCGCAGACGCAUCCUAAUUAUCACUAUUCAACAUUUAUCGGAGGGAUCCUGCUGAUCAAGCGGGAGCACUUCGAGCUGGUGCACGGCAUGUCCAACAACUACUGGGGCUGGGGGCUGGAAGACGAUGAGUUCUACUUGCGGCUGAAGGACGCCGGGCUGCAGGUGGAGCGCCCCGAGGGGAUCACCACUGGGACUGAAGAUACAUUUAAACACAUCCACGACAAGACGUACCGGCGCCGCGACCACCGCAAGUGCUACAACCAGCGCGAGGUGACCCGCCGCCGCGACCGCGACACCGGCCUGCAUGACGUCACGUACCGAGUCUACAGUGAACAUGCCGUGACGGUGGAUGGGUUAGAAGCUACGGUCGUGACCGUGGAGCUGGUCUGUGACGAGAAGAGGACGCCGUGGUGCCAGUGUCCUAGUACUGUUGUUAAGAAGCCAGAGGCUAAGGCAAAGAGUUAAUAUGACUACUUUCAUACUCAUAUUAUUUUAUACCUACAUAACACACAAAGUUGACACUUGGAACCUAAGCCCUGCUCUAUAUGCCAGAUACUGAAAGUAUAUUAAGAAAACUUUACAAUUCACACUGUCUGUGCUUUAUGCGCUUCGCGCAUAUUGAUGCAAGUCAGUUCGAUUGGCCAAUUUGAUUCGCAAUCAUCCCAUUUUUGUACAAAUUUAGUACUAAAAUGAUAGAUCGAUUAGGCAAAUUGCGGUAAAGUAACUGUUAUUUUAGUAUCAAGUAGGUUUUUAUGCAUGUAAAGACUGUUUAAAACAUACUUAUACUAUAAGACACCAGCCUCCACCGAGUGUACAGUGAACAUACCGUAUUCGACGGGCCGAACGCCACGGCCGUGACCAUGCAGUCCGUGGAGCUGGUCUGUGACGAGAUGAGGACGCCGUGGUGCCAGUGUCCUAGUAGUGUUGUUAAGAAGCCAGAGCUAAGAACUGACUCAGUUUUUAAGUCUUAUAUUUAACAAAAAACUCGAAACCGCACGGUUAAAUAUAAGACAGAGAAAUCUAAGAGACGGAGAAAUAUAAGACAAAGAA